Messenger RNA from Ectocarpus siliculosus, 1086 nucleotides. The record is from the annotation of a GenBank genome assembly. NCBI's taxonomy places the organism in Eukaryota, Phaeophyceae, Ectocarpales, Ectocarpaceae.
AUGCUGAACGGGCUGUGGUACUCCGGCGGCAUCGCCUUCGUCAUGCUUGGGCCCAUGGGAGCGGUCCCGGCAGGGAGUGGGAUCGAGGGAACGAUCGCCGCGUCGGUGAAGCAACUCGGAAAGGUGAUCGGCCUGGUCUGGCUCGGCAGCCAGGCGACGAAGCCCGUGCGCCUCGCCCUCGCGGUCCUCACGGCGCCCGCGGCGGACAGGCUGAUCGCGUCCACGCAGCGGCGGCUCGGCCUGAAGAAGAAGAACGCCGUCUCCCUCCUCGUCGCCGUGAUCUUCGGGUCGACGGCCGCCUUCUGCCUCGCCGUCUUAGCCUACGGGGUCGCCCGAGCCGCCAUGGUGUCGACGGUAGCAUCCGCGGGGUCCCCGUCCUCCUCGGCGGCAUUUUUGAUCCGACGGAGGAUGAUGGAAGGUCAGCAGUAGGGUUCAGUGUCGCCAGCGGUACAAAUAGCGGGAACGCUGGCGGAAGCGGUGAUGCGCCGCCGUUAUCUUGAAGGAUGAUGGAAGGUCAGCGUUAGGAUUCGAUGUCGCCAGCGGUUUAGGGGGAACGCUGGCAGCAGCGGCGGCGGCGGCGGCGGCGGCGGCGGCGGCGGCGGUGAUGGGGGAAGGUCGGCAACAGGAUUCGAUGUUGCCAGCGGUAGAGGCAUCGGCGGCGGCGUGAUGCUCCGCCGCCAUCUUGGAGGAGGCGGUUUCGCGGGCCUCAAUGAAACAGGGUAGUUUUAGCAGCCCUCUUUUCUCCGCGAAAACGAAGGCGGUGCUUUGUUUGUCCGUCGCGAUGGUGGACAGGCAGGCAGGCUGGCUGCGCUUGUCUGCGGAGAGCGCCACCGGUUUUUCUCGCAGCCGCAACAGCCGGUAUCGCCGUCUGGCAGCAGCAGCGGCUUUUGUGGAACGCGCGGAGGGAGUUGUCGGUGAACGUUGAAUCAAGUGGGUAUUGUUGUGAUGGCGAUACUGACGUGUGGGGAGCUGUUUUUGUAGAGAGGGAGUUCGUAAUGAUGCAGCUGCGAAUGUAUGUAUGUACAACGUACGCAUGCCCGAUAAUACCGCUAAUAGUCGAUGUCAGCCAACAAGACAGAGUUUGAA